AUGGGAGACGCCAGCGAGACGCAGGGCCAUGUUUCGGCACCAGAUGGCACCAAAAAGCAAAUCCUCUUAAAUGCUUUUGAUAUGUCCACUGUCGGACAUCUGUCCCCUGGGCAAUGGAAGAACCCGAAGGACAAAUCAGCCACCAAACGAAAGCUUGAUUACUGGAUCGAUCUUGCAAAGCUGUUAGAGCGAGGCGGGAUCAACUGUCUCUUCCUGGCGGACACAUAUGGAGGAUACGACACUUACGAGAACUCGCUGGACAACUGUAUCCGCAGAGCCGCCCAAUGGCCAGUGACGGAUCCAACCAUCCCUAUUUCUGCAAUGGCGGCAGUCACGAAGAACCUGACUUUCGGCAUCACAGCUUCGACUUCGUUCGAGCCUCCUUUCCUUAUGGCCAAACGAUUUUCCACCUUGGAUCACUUGACGAAUGGCCGCAUCGGCUGGAACAUUGUGACUUCAUGGAAAAAGGCAGCCUUCAAAGCCAUUGGGCUCGAGACUCCCAUUGAUCACGAUGAGCGCUACCUUCAGGCCGAUGAAUAUCUCCGGGUCUUGUACAAGCUCUGGGAAGGAUCAUGGGCCGACGAUGCUUUGAACCCGGACCCAGAAAACGACACCUACGUUGACCCGGAUAAAGUGCGUGAGAUUCACCAUCAUGGCAAAUACUUCAACCUCGACACCAGACACAUUGUGGACCCGUCGCCGCAACGAACGCCAUUCCUGUUCCAAGCAGGCACGUCACCUGCCGGGUCAGAGUUUGCUUCCACGCAUGCCGAGGCCAUCUUCGUGUCGUCCCACUCGCCCCAGGUUCUCCGGCCGAAGAUCGACAAGAUCCGGCAACUUGCGGCCGCGAAGGGGCGCGAUCCCAGAUCAAUCAAGUUCUUUGCCACAUUCACCCCGAUUGUGGGCAGGACCGACGAAGAAGCCAGACAGAAGCACGAAGAACUGAAGAAAUAUGCCUCGACCAUCGGCGGGCUCGUGCUGUUCAGCGGCUGGACGGGGAUCGACAUUUCCAAGAUCCCCAUUGACCAGGACAUUACCGCGGCGGAUUCGUUGGAGGCGCAUAAAGUCACCAGCCUCCUCGAUGCCUUCACCACCACGAGCCCGGAUAUACCCAAGUGGACGCCGCGGGUGGUGGCGGAAAAGGCCGCGAUCGGGGGCCUCGGUCCUGUGGCCAUUGGGAACCCGCAGACCGUGGCGGACGAGCUGGAACGAUGGGUCCGCGAGGCUGAUGUGGAUGGGUUCAAUCUUGGAUAUGUGACCACUCCAGGCACCUUUGAGGACGUGGUCGACUUGUUGAUCCCAGAGCUCCGCAAACGUGGACUGUACCCGGAAGCGCCUGAGGACGGCUUGACUGCGCGAGAAAAGGUCUAUGGCAAGGGACAGGCCAAGUUGAGGGACGACCAUGUGGGCAGCCAGUACAAGUAUGAUGUGUACAAGGAGGAGAGUUCGGGGCCUGAGCCUGCGAAGACAGAAGCAUAG
Messenger RNA from Capronia epimyces CBS 606.96, 1479 nucleotides. Its product is annotated as alkanesulfonate monooxygenase. The coding region runs from base 1 to 1479 and encodes 492 amino acids. The transcript is spliced from 4 exons. The record is from RefSeq and is a predicted model, not a curated record. Lineage: Eukaryota; Fungi; Ascomycota; Eurotiomycetes; Chaetothyriales; Herpotrichiellaceae. Gene Ontology annotation, molecular function: monooxygenase activity; oxidoreductase activity, acting on paired donors, with incorporation or reduction of molecular oxygen.